This is a messenger RNA of Gadus morhua (Atlantic cod), 2019 nucleotides long. Its product is annotated as protein asteroid homolog 1-like. Bases 16 to 2004 code for a protein of 662 amino acids. Gene Ontology annotation, molecular function: nuclease activity. NCBI's taxonomy places the organism in Eukaryota, Metazoa, Chordata, Actinopteri, Gadiformes, Gadidae. The transcript has 4 exons. The record is from RefSeq and is a predicted model, not a curated record.
GAACCAUCAGUCACUAUGGGGGUGACAGGCUUGUGGUCGCUGCUGGAGGGAAACAGACAGAUCUACACCAACAUCCACUUCAGGGACAGCAAGCUUGUGGUGGACGGAAGUAGCCUGGCCCACCACAUCUACAACAUGGCCAACCUGGACCAGAACCACGGCGGGGAGUACCUGGCCUUCCAGGUGGAUGUCCAGGCUUUCUUCAAGAAUCUGGCCGACUGUGGAAUCAAACCGUAUGUGUUGCUGGACGGAGGCUCGGGCCCCAGCGACAUCAAACUAAACCGCAGGAUGGACCUUCAAAGACAACGUGUCAAGAAGAUCCCUGACGCUCUGAAGGGUGGGAAAAUUGACUUCUAUGCCCUCUUUACCACAACAGUGUUCGAAGAGACGCUGAACGACAUGAAGGUGCCGCUGAUCAGGUGCUUCGGACAGGCCGACGGCCAGCUGGCUGCCCUGGCCAGAGAGUGGUGCUGCCCGGUGCUGUCCACAGACACUGACUUCUACAUCUACGACCUUCCAGAGGGGGUUCUGCCCCUGGAUCACUUCCAGUGGGACUCAGUUAAAGCAAGUGGGGCCAGGAGUUACAUCUCCUGCAAGCGAUACACCACGUCCAGCUUCUGUUCCCUUUUCAACAUCGACCAUCAGCUGCUGCCCGCCUUCGCCGCUUUGGCAGGGAAUGACUACGUCAACCUCAGAGAUGUUAAGUGGGCCAGUUACGUUCCAGCGGGAAGUCCUACAAUGAAGUUCAGAACCUCUAGCCUGGUGGGCCUCCUGAGUUGGCUUGGAGCCAGGAAAGACGAGACGACAGAAGACACCUUGACAGCAGCGAUGGCACUCAUACCCAACAUUAGCCAACAGGCGCGGACGGAAAUGCGGACGGAGGUGCAGAACGCCAUGCUAGAGUACCGACUCCCAAGCUCCUCUCUGCGGAGGUCUUUCAGUGAGGGGAUUGUUCCACCGCUGCCUCCUGAGAUGUCGAGCAGGGUCCCUGAGUGGGUCCCUGCAUCCCUGGCCAGAGGAGACCUGGGGGCCAACAUACUGGACUAUGACAUACUUGUGCACAGGAGGAAGUUUCUGCGAAUCCAGGUGGAGUGCAGCGACCUGCAGAGCUCUAACCUCACCUCACGGCCCAUCCGGCAGGUGAUGUACGGGCUGCUGCUGGGCCAGCGGGAGGGUGAGGUGGAGGAGUGGGACCGGGACGGUCUGGAGCUCAUCGGUGUCAAGGUGCAACCGCUGGUCCAAGGAGCCGCUCAGACGCUGAGGCUGGACUCUCUGCCCCGGGCAGACCCCGCUGUGAGGCUGCAGGUGUGUCUGGAGACGCUGGGCGUGGAGGAAGAGACGCUGGAGGGAGUUCUGGCUCACCUGCGCCUCCCAGUGGCUGUGACCCGCUACUGGCUGAGGAGGGCCAGCCCUGAGCCGACGGUCCUCAAAGCUCUGCUGAUGGUCAUGGUCCAAGGAGAACUGAACCGACAGACAGGAGGGACAACAGGCUGGCAGGGGGUUACCAGCCACAACCCUCAGCCUCUGGACGGUGUCGUGGCUCACAGCUCCAACCAAUGGCAGGCCUGCCUGAAGGACGCCUCCCAGCUCAACCUGCUGCUCUGCAAGCCCCUCCCUGAACCCCACUACGCCUGGUUGUACCAGGGCAGGCUGGUGCACCGGCGGCAGAAGCAGCUCCAGGAGAGGGAGCCAGAGGACAUCGUACAGGACGACCAGUUCAGGAGACUGUACAGGAGGCUCCUGGGAGCAGUGACCCAGCCAGACCCCGGGGCCAACAGGAGGACUGGGGGGCCUGAGGCCCAGUUGAGGGCCAGAAUGGAGCACCUUCACCUCAACACCCAGGAGGAGGAGGAGGAGGAGGAGCUGGGAGGAGCUGAAGGCCUGGAUCAGGGCUCUGAUAGGCUGAGGGUGUCGGUUAGAACACGCUACAGAACCAAAGACAGGAAGUACCGGUCCAGAAACCCAGAGCUGUGGAGGAAGCAGGAGAGGGAGGGGUGGGGGUGAGCAGGAAGGGGCGGA